CCUACGAAUAGAGCCCUGAAAUCAUUUUAUUUUGACAAACUUUAUUAGUACAUAUACAUUAAAGUAAUUACAAAUUACAAAAUUUAAAAUUUACGGUGAAAAUAUGUAGCAAAUGAUACACCUUGCCAUAUAGGGUGUAAAAUAGUGACAGAAUACGCAGAUGGUAUGUGAAGUAAAAGAGUCUCCUUAUCGAUUUAAAGACGGCUACAGGAUAGUACCUCCAUAUGAAUACCUUUACAAAUCAUUUGUAAAGGAAAGAUGGAUGGGCAAAAGCGUACACAAAGUAUUGCUCAGCGAGUUUGCAGCUCUUUCUGAGGACUAUAUACAACACGCCUGCAAGAAUGGGAAAUUUAAAUUGUAUAGUAAGAAUGGAGAAGAAUUAUGUAAGGACUCCAGCGUGCUGGAUCACAUUCUCAAACCAAAUGAAAAGUUGUGUCACUAUGCAGUAGUUCAUGAGCAGUUGGCUCUAGACAAACCUGUACGGUUAAUUAAAAAUUUGGAGGAUUAUAUUGUGGUUUCCAAACCAACUAGUGUACCUGUCUAUCACACCGGUACGUAUCACUACAACACACUAGUAGAAAUAAUGAAGUAUGAGCUUCCAGAAUGUGAAAAUUUGAGGCUUUAUCCAAUCCAUCGCAUUGAUAAAUUAGUUUCUGGAGUCGUUGUUUUUGCAAAAAGUAGCAAUGCAGCUUCCAAGUUUUCGCAAGCUAUUAAGGAGCUACUGGUAAAAAAGGUCUAUGUCGCUCGAGUUUGCGGUGACUUUAGAAAUAUAAAUUCCAAUUUGGUGACUUUGAAAGAUGAUUAUAUCAUCAGCCACGGUUUCAUGUAUGCGCUUUCAAAGAGAGAUGGUAAACAUGAAUUUACUAUGGAGUGUAUAAAUAGUAAAUGCAAGCCCGUAGAAACUAGAUUUAAAUUUCUCUCAUACAAUUCAGAUUUAGAUGAAUCGCUAAUUCUCUGUUAUCCAGUAACUGGUCGAACACAUCAAAUAAGAGCACACCUCAAACAUCUGGGUUAUUCAAUCUCUAAUGACCAGUGCUACAACAAUGGAAGGAUAGUAGAUAGUGAAGAAUAUUUCAAGAGCAUUCCGGAUGUUCGUUGGGAAUCGGAUUCUGAGGGCAAUUGGUGCAUUCCGGAGUUAUCUUUCACUACUACAGUUCCAUCCGUAGACACUGCUCAAUGUGGUGGAAUUCCUUUCGUGGAUCUAACCACAACUCAAGAUGAUGGAGGUUUUCACGUUGGUCUAAAUCGUGAGGGUAACACUAGUAGGAAGAAUCCAACUGGGAUAUUCCUACACUCCUUUAGGUACAUGUGGAAGGACAAGUUCAAUGUGUACGAUCAGUUCCCUUCAUGGACCAAGGAAUUUGACGUUAGUUGCGAUAUAACUUCAAUCAAUUUAUGGGAUGAUUACCUGUAUGUGCUAGUUCCAUCACUAUACGUAAAAAUAUGCUUAACUUACCAUGUAAAUUAA
This is a messenger RNA of Theileria equi strain WA, 1468 nucleotides long. Its product is annotated as RNA pseudouridylate synthase, putative. Gene Ontology annotation, biological process: pseudouridine synthesis. The transcript has 3 exons. The coding region runs from base 161 to 1468 and encodes 435 amino acids. The record is from RefSeq and is a predicted model, not a curated record. Gene Ontology annotation, molecular function: RNA binding; pseudouridine synthase activity. NCBI's taxonomy places the organism in Eukaryota, Apicomplexa, Aconoidasida, Piroplasmida, Theileriidae.